AUGGAAGCUACAUGGCUAGGCACAUCUCUAUCUCUUCUCUUUCUCUUGUUUGCUUUCAGUGUCUUCCUCCAAAGAAGAACACAUCCCCGCCUCCCACCAAGCCCGCCUGCUAUUCCAAUUCUUGGUCAUCUCCAUCUCCUCUUGAAACAACCAAUUCAUCGGCAUCUACAGACUCUUUCUCAAAAAUAUGGUCCUAUCUUCUCCCUCCGUUUCGGAUCCCGUCUUCUUGUUAUCAUAUCCUCUCCAUCCACUGUUGAAGAAUGUUUCACCAAGAACGACAUCAUUUUUGCCAACCGCCCUUGCUUCUUGUUCGGCAAGUACAUAGACUACAACUACACCACUAUUGCUUCAGCACCAUAUGGAAAGCGGUAUUAUGGGGAAGCAGUGGAUUUCGAGGAAGCCAAGCAUUUUCGGGAAGUAAUGAGAGGGAUUUUCGAAUUGGCUGGGGCAAGGAAUCCUGGAAACUUUUUGCUUUCACUAAGAUGGGUUUAUUUUGGGGGUUAUGAGAAGGAGUUGGUGAAGAUCAAUAGAAUGAAAGAGGUGAUCUUCCAAGGUCUUAUCGACGAGCAUCGAAGUCCUACCGGUCUAGUGAAUAAAAACACUAUGAUCGAUCAUCUGCUUUCAAUGCAGAAAUCAGAACCAGAAUAUUACACAGAUGAAAUCAUUAAAGGACUUGCACUGGACUUAAUUCUUGCUGGAACUGACACUACUGCAACGACAAUAGAAUGGGCCAUGUCCCUUCUACUCAAUCAUCCAGACGUUUUGAAGAAAGCUAGAGUAGAAUUGGAUGCUCUCGUUGGAAAAGAUCGUUUGAUGGAAGAAUCAGAUUUUCCCAAAUUACAAUAUCUUCAAAAUAUCAUUUCUGAAACCUUAAGAUUGUUUCCAGCAGCCCCGCUUCUGGUACCACAUAUGUCUUCAGAAAAUAGCCAUAUAGGAGGCUUUGAUAUACCAAGAGACACAAUAUUAUUGGCCAAUGUAUGGGCGAUUCACAGAGACCCUAAGUUGUGGGAAGAUGCUACAAGUGUCAAGCCAGAGAGGUUUGAAAAUAUUGGAGGAACUGAGACAUACAAGCUACUGCCAUUUGGCUUGGGAAGAAGGGCUUGCCCCGGUGUUGGCUUGGCUAAUCGAGUAGUAGGCUUGGCACUGGGGUCAUUGAUCCAAUGUUAUGAAUGGGAGAGGGUUAGCGAGAAGGAAGUUGACAUGGCUGAAGGGAAAGGACUUACCAUGCCUAAAAUGGAGCCAUUGGAAGCCAUGUGCAAAGCUCGUGCUAUUAUCCGAAAGGUGUUCUAAAACAGUGAAGCGAUGUUUGGUUUUUGUUAGCAUUAUUGUCAUAUAUUUGUGUAUGUGUUUAUUAUUGAACCAAAAUAUGUAUUAUUUUAACAGUCCAAGAAAAAUGCACUCAACCUUUGAUUUUGUAAAA
Molecule: messenger RNA, 1420 nt
Organism: Vitis riparia (riverbank grape)
Lineage: Eukaryota; Viridiplantae; Streptophyta; Magnoliopsida; Vitales; Vitaceae
Product: cytochrome P450 81Q32-like
Exons: 3
Coding region: 1-1290 (429 amino acids)
Molecular function (GO): iron ion binding; monooxygenase activity; oxidoreductase activity, acting on paired donors, with incorporation or reduction of molecular oxygen
Source: RefSeq, a predicted model, not a curated record